Messenger RNA from Brassica napus (rape), 1194 nucleotides. RefSeq names its product probable transcription factor At1g61730. Gene Ontology annotation, biological process: regulation of DNA-templated transcription. The transcript has a single exon. Gene Ontology annotation, cellular component: nucleus. The record is from RefSeq and is a predicted model, not a curated record. The coding region runs from base 113 to 1039 and encodes 308 amino acids. Lineage: Eukaryota; Viridiplantae; Streptophyta; Magnoliopsida; Brassicales; Brassicaceae.
CCUAGAAAGCAAACCGUUAAAUAGCUAACAGCGUAACAUUCUUGGAAGAAGGGACAUCGAACACUUGAAACAAUCCUUUAUAGUAUUCCUUUGGCUGCAAACUCGACCUCCUAUGACGAAGAAACGCGACCCUUUAGAAAAUCCACCUGCUGCAUCUUCAAGCGAUGAUGCUUCUUCGUCGGAAGAAGAAGAACUCCCCGUCAAAGCUCCUUCCUCCUCCGCCGCACAACAAGCCUCCGAUAUAGAUUCUGGAUCUGAAACCGAGACCGAUUCCGACACCGAACAACCUCCGAAUCAGCGAUCUGGAAAGGCUAUCGUAGCCUCCAAGAAGGACAAGUCAGGAACGAAGCGUCCGAGCGAAGGGACUUCAAGGGACACGAACUCGAAACGGGCGAAGAAGAUAGGAGAAGAUUCAAAGAAGCCUGCUUUCCAGAGACUAUGGACUGAAGAAGACGAGAUCGCUGUCUUGCAAGGUAUGAUCGAUUUCAAGAACGAUACAGGGAACUCCCCUUACGACGACACUAAUGCUUACUACGAUUACAUCAAGAAAUCUAUUAGCUUUGAGGUUAGUAAGAACCAGUUCAUGGAUAAGCUUAGGAGCUUAAAGAAGAAGUAUAUGGGUAAAGAGAAGCCUUCUUUUACCAAACCUCAUGAUCACAAGUCUUAUAGAUUGUGCAAUUACAUCUGGGGACCUGAUGGGAUGGGUCUUGACACUGCUGUUAAGUCCAACGGUGUGUCCAAAAAGAAGACCAAGAAGCUUGCCGAUGAUGAUGGUAAGAGAGUGUUGGUUCGUGCCGACGAGAAAUCUGAUUGGUUUGAGAACUCGUUUCUUGUUAGAGGGAUUGCCGCUUUUGGUGUUGAUGAGCAUUAUGUCAAACAGAGAUGGAGCUUGGUCCCCGUUGAGACCAAGAAGAGAGUUGAAGAGAAGGUUAAGAUGCUGCGGGCUAAGGAAAUUGAGUUUCUGUUGCAGAAGGCUAAGAUUUUGCAUGAAGUUACCUCUAUGAUCGCUGAAGCAUCCAAGAACAAGCCAUUCGAAUGAUAGAUUCGAUUGGGUUUCAGUGCCAAUGUCUAUGCUGUUAUUUCAACUUAGCAUUUACUUUCUCUUCUUUAUGAUCUACUUACUUUGUAAUUUUCUGGUUUAUUUUGAUCGCUUUCUCUCAUAUUAAACCCUCUUUAUUGGAUUUGUUGCUUACA